This is a messenger RNA of Hippocampus zosterae (dwarf seahorse), 3118 nucleotides long. RefSeq names its product cyclin Y (gene ccny). Gene Ontology annotation, cellular component: cytoplasmic cyclin-dependent protein kinase holoenzyme complex; plasma membrane. Gene Ontology annotation, molecular function: cyclin-dependent protein serine/threonine kinase activator activity; protein kinase binding. Gene Ontology annotation, biological process: regulation of cyclin-dependent protein serine/threonine kinase activity; regulation of canonical Wnt signaling pathway. The transcript is spliced from 12 exons. The record is from RefSeq and is a predicted model, not a curated record. Lineage: Eukaryota; Metazoa; Chordata; Actinopteri; Syngnathiformes; Syngnathidae. Bases 533 to 1603 code for a protein of 356 amino acids.
UGAUGUUUAUGGGGCAGAAGGGGAAUAUCCCCGACGCAUAUGAGAGCAACAUGGUAGCGGAGGAAGCCACUGCUGAUGUGCACACACUAUCGGUUACAAUGUAGCACCGAUGUCGAAACAAAUAUUUGCCGAACGACCAAAAGUGCCAUGCGUUGCUUCUCGUUUGGUCGUAAGAGCGUAAUAAAACGAUUUGGUGAAAAAGGAGGGGACCCUCAGUCUGGACUAACAAAACGAAGGGAGUCGUCAGAAGAGCUAAGUGUGUUACAUGGAGGCACAUAAUCAACCCUCGCCUGAAGGUUUGGAAGGAGCUCGGGGUUGCUCGGCUCCCCUUUUAUCUUAAUUUUGCAUUAUAGCAACCUUUAAAUGGCUCGCAGUCAUCAGCUAAGCGAAUUCUAGGCCGGGGAAAGGGCGUGUAACGCGAGCGGAUAACGGGGCCAGUUUGUAGUUUGUCUCCUCGGAUUACCGCCCAUCUCUUUCCCAUACCAAGAAACUAAAAGUUGCGUCCAACGACUCGUAUUAAUCUAAUCUCGCCAUGGGGAAUACACCUUCCUGCUGCGUGGCGUCGAGCCCCAAACACCGGCGGAACAACCACUCCAGACUGGAGCCCUAUCGGCCAGAGCCGGAGCUUAGCCGGGAGGAUACGGGCUGCAACCUCCAGCACAUCAGCGACAGAGAAAAUUUGGACGAUCUGCCGAUGGAGUAUAAUCCCUCCGACCAUCCUCGAGCCAGCACCAUCUUCCUCAGCAAGUCCCAGACCGAUGUUGCUGUGCACAGCAAACGAGUUCGAGAAAAGAGGAAGAGCCUUUACAUCAAUCAUUUCACACACAUUUCGGAGAGCAAGCAUCAUUCAGGCCCAGUGAGAAGGAAGUACAGCUCAUGCUCUACCAUAUUCCUUGACGACAGCACUGUCAGUCAACCCAACCUCAAAUACACCAUUAAAUGUGUUGCCCUUGCGAUAUUCUAUCACAUAAGAAACAGAGAGGUCGACGGAAGAAUGUUAUUAGACAUAUUCGAUGAGAAGCUGCACCCGUUGUCGAAGUCUGAAGUUCCUCCGGACUACGAUAAGCACGACCCCGAGCAAAAGCAGAUUUAUCGCUUCGUAAGGACGCUGUUCAGCGCCGCACAGCUCACGGCCGAAUGCGCCAUCGUCACAUUGGUGUAUUUAGAGAGGCUCCUGACCUAUGCUGAGAUUGACAUUUGCCCCGCCAACUGGAAGCGCAUUGUUUUAGGAGCCAUCCUUCUGGCGUCCAAAGUUUGGGAUGACCAGGCGGUGUGGAAUGUCGACUACUGCCAAAUUCUCAAGGAUAUCACUGUGGAGGAUAUGAACGAGUUGGAGCGGCAGUUUCUGGAGCUGCUGCAAUUCAACAUCAACGUGCCGUCCAGUGUCUACGCCAAGUAUUACUUUGACCUGCGUUCCCUGGCAGAGGCCAACAACCUCAGCUUCCCUCUCGAGGCCCUCAGCAGAGACAAGGCCCAGAAACUUGAGGCUAUAUCCAGGUUGUGCGAUGACAAAUACAAGGACCUGAAGAAGCUAGCAAAGAAGCGGUCAGUGAGCGCAGACAACCUGUCGGUUACGCGGUGGUGUCCGGCCAUCAUUUCCUAACGAUGGCCGCCGGCAGCACCCGGAAAGUGGAACCUGUCAGCUGACUCCGAGGCGGGCAGCUGUCCUGUGGAUAUGUGGCUCCGUCUCCCCGACGAGACACGCAAACACAAUCUGGCACUUUUACCAAGCAAGAUUGCACCUCUCCAGUCGUUGUAAAUAACAAUGAGCGGAACCGAAGUGUGUGAGUGCAACAAAAUGAAGAAGUGCAGAAGUGAAGUUGAAACGGGACGCGGAGACCAAUGACGUCGGAAGGGAGAUCAAGUAGCAGCGUGGCUGCAUUCCUUUCAUUUUUAAACCACUUCCUCCGUUUCGCCGCUUAUUUUUAAGAGCUCCUCGACAGUUUUAAAUUCGAGCUCUCCUCCAGUUUCGCCUGUUUUGUUUGUAUCGCGUUUCUGCCCAUUCCCGUUUCAACCCUGCAUUCCAUUCUGCAUAUCAGCACCUGUUCAUGGACGUAUGUAUUUUACACGGGGUUGAUUUAGCAAGCGGCCUUCCACCUGGCAUUCCUGUUUUGUGAGCCAACAGCGUCAAUGAAAAUCAGUGUUUGACACUUUUGACAGGACUGGUGACGCUUCUUCUGAUCCGACUCGGACAUUGACUUCAAGCAAUAUUCAUGCGUCGCCUCAUUGGUGCGAUCAGGUCGAAUGAAGCGUGGUGGGGGGUUGGGGGCACGCUGUCAUCCACUUUUAAGUUCCGAGAUGUACUUCAAAAGUGACGGCGAACUUUCUUCAUCACUGCCAUUGUCCGAACCUGCGGUGCCUGUAAGAACCGACUUCCAACUCCUUACCACUGAUGAGCAGAACAAAUAACUAACAAAGAACUUUUUUAUCCCGACGCCAUUUUGUAUGGUUCCUUCCUGCUCAUGACUAAAACAGCACAAGUGAACACUCUGUAUUCAGAAGCUACUAAAAACAUGUCUCUUCAGGGUAGUUUUGUGUUCUGGAGACGAGCUGAAUGAGUAGUAUUAUUAUUCAAUGUGAUCGUUAUCUAACACUGUUCACGCACAGAUUGUAUACGUUUUGCUAAGUUGUCUUUAUAUAGUGUACAUAGCGGUGCCAGUGUGCAACAUCUGCGGUCGUACCGUUAGAAUAUUUAUAUCGGAUCCGUUUCUACUGUACACGAGGUGGGCCGCAAUGGCGACGAAUCAUUCAAAGAACCUGAGAUAAAACUAUUUCAAUGGGAGCCACCAUCAAAAAAACGUUUGUCUUGUUUCUUAUUACAGUGUUUUUUAUUCACAGAAAGUUGUCGUGGUAAUAUGUGGUACAUAGGGCAAUAAUAAUUAUCCGCACACAGUCAAUGAUUUGAUCCGAUUUUUUUUUUUUUUUUUUAAGCGUGUCUGGGACGAUUGUGUCAUAUUUUCUUGAAAUGAAGAAGCUCAUGUUAUUUGGACGGCCACACCGGCAAAUUGUUAUCUGGAAGUUGAAAAACCUUGCCGGGUGCUUCACUGCAUUGUAUUGUAAAUUGAAUUUAUAUAUAAAAUAUAUAUAUAUCGUUAUAAAAACAACAAGCUGAGAUUAA